CAUUUUUUCCGGAAAUAAACAGUAUCCCUCCCCUCGCCGUGGGGCCUGCUUGGUUUGAGCCGUUGGGAACGGUUGGGGGAAGUGGGGAGGGGCGUGAAUUGGGGCUCAAAGGGACGGGAGGGAGGGCAAGGGCCCUCGUGAACACCUGAGGAUGCUGCGAGGCCUGGGAGGUUGGUUCGGGGUGAGCCGGGCGGAGGAGGGAGAAGCCGGGCAGGGCGAGGCGGGCCGCAGCGGGAAGGAGGAGGAGGAGGCGGCGGCGGAGAGUGCCGAGGAGCAGGUGGAGCUCACGCUGGAGGCUGGCUCGGACACGGACCCCCUUCUCAGCCAGGCCAAAGGGAUCGGCAGUUAUCUCUUCAGUUUUGCCAGUACGGCCACAAAAAAGAUUUCUGAAUCAGUUGCUGAAACGGCACAAACUAUAAAGAAGUCUGUAGAAGAAGGAAAAAUAGAAAAUAUAAUUGACAAGACAAUUAUAGGAGACUUUCAGAAGGAACAGAAGAAAUUUGUUCAAGAACAGCAUACCAAAAAAUCAGAGGCAGCUGUGCCACCCUGGGUUGAUAGCAAUGAAGAAGAAACAAUUCAGCAACAAAUACUGGCCUUAUCUGCAGACAGAAGAAACUUCCUGCGUGAUCCACCUGCAGGGGUUCAGUUUAAUUUUGACUUUGAUCAGAUGUCUCCAGUGGCAAUGGUAAUGCUUCAGGAGGAUCAGCUUCUGAAUAGAAUGAGAUUUGAUCUUGUUCCAAAGCAUGUGAAGGAAGAAGUUUUCUGGAGGAAUUAUUUUUACCGUGUCUCACUAAUUAAACAGUCUGCGCAACUCACAGCACUAGCUGCACAACAGCAGGCAGCAAGAAAGGAGAAGAAUGGUAGUGAAGAAGAUAGACAGCUAACAGAAACGGUGAGGCCAAAAACACCACCGGUAGCAAUCAAGUCUCAGCUAAAACCUCAAGAGGAAGAUGAAGAGAUUUCCACUAGUCCGGGGGUAUCAGAGUUUGUGAGUGAUGCAUUUGAUGCAUGCAGCCUGAAUCAGGAAGAUUUGAGGAAAGAAAUUGAACAGCUUGUGCUUGACAAAAAGAAGGAUACAACCACAGAGGAAGAAGAAACUGCAGACUGGGAGAAGGAACUACAGCAAGAGCUUCAAGAAUAUGAAGUAGUUACAGAGUCAGAAAAACGAGAUGACAACUGGGACAAAGAAAUAGAGGAAAUGCUACAGGGGGAAAACUAACCACUUUGGAGAGAUGUGUUCUGGAAACUGACAUGAACUUGUUUUUAUAUUUUCUUCAGAGAUUUGCUUCCUGAAGCAAAAAAAAUGCUCUUUCUUAAAUAAGACUCCAGGUGAUGUGUAAUCAGGUAUAAGAACUGUUCUAUGAAAGUGUUGUUUGUAGUCGAGAGGGCUCUAAGGCACUAAGAGUUGUUUUGAUUUCAAGUGUUGGGUAUUUUCCAACAGCCGCAUACUUUGUUUGACAACUUUGAGGUUAAGAGAAUUGCAAAUGUGAGUUUUAGUGCAGAACAGAAAGAUGUCGGGCACAUGUCCAUGAAAAGGAGUAUGCACCCAAAAGAGCCUUCUGGAUCACUGUGCAUUUUAAUUAUUUUGUUAUCUUUGGGUUCUAGAAAAAUACUAGUUGGAUUUUCAAGACAUGAAUAUCUGUUUAAGAAAAUUUCUGUGGACUGAUUUAUGUAGUGAAAAACUGGUAUUCAUCUGCUUUCAUGCAAAUGAUGGUACAUCAUGCUGGUGCUGCUCCAUCUCUUUCAUUUAUAAACAACAUAUGGAAAGGUAUCCAUUAAAAUAUAUCUAACAUUG
Messenger RNA from Anolis carolinensis (green anole), 1795 nucleotides. It is a transcript of the gene syap1, whose product is annotated as synapse associated protein 1. Gene Ontology annotation, cellular component: synapse; nucleus; Golgi apparatus. Lineage: Eukaryota; Metazoa; Chordata; Lepidosauria; Squamata; Anolidae. The transcript has 9 exons. The record is from RefSeq and is a predicted model, not a curated record. Bases 152 to 1219 code for a protein of 355 amino acids. Gene Ontology annotation, biological process: regulation of short-term neuronal synaptic plasticity; TORC2 signaling.